CUCCACUCUCUCCAAACAAAAAGCAUAAUUGUCCAUCCAAGCAGAGCAUAAUUGACGACCGGAACGCUAACUCCCAAGUGCCAACUGCCAAGUGGCUGACUCGCCGACCGCCCUAUCUACGACGCUUGGCCGCCUCCCUCAGCUCGCCCUGCCCCUGCUUGGCUGCCGUACUGGCGGUACAGCAGUCCUCACUCGGUCACUCCUCACUUCAUCAGCCUUCUGGUGCGCCCCGCUCUGCCUACUGCGGUUCAGCGCUUCGGCUAAUCGUCCCUUCUCAGUUCUCACUUUAAGGCUUCACGCUUGAGCAGCAGGCUCGGCCCUGGACCUGUGCAUGAGGUGUGGGUGAACACGGCCCCAAUUUGAAGAGGAGCCUCAUUCUUUAACACCCUCAAUACCAAUUAGGAGGGAUACUGAGUAAUAUAUUUAUUAAGUUUUGGUUUGCGCCUCUUCGAAACACAGAAUUGCUUCCUUAAUCGAUCCGCUUAUCGCUUCAACUUCCGUAUAUCUUGGCUUCUCAUCACUAGCUCAUGGUGUGCAAGAGACUGGUCGCCUGAGAGUCUAUGAUUGUUGCAGUCUCCGCUAGACUCCGAAAGGUGCAAUCACUCUUUAGAUCCGAGAGAUCAUGAACCAAGACUUCACUAUUAGGUUCCACCGUUACAACAAGAAUGGUCCUCCAAUAUCUCAGGGCUGGGCCUGUGCAGCAGCUCAGAGUUUCUAACUCCGCACUCAUUGAUGGCAUCUUCCUCACCCUACAAAAGCUCAUAUGCUUUCACACCCAAACUGAUCCUCAUUCAAUUCCCAAUACUUCUUUGCCCUCUUCACACUGCAGUUCCAUCAUCCAAAGAGUUUGUUCUUUGGUAUACUGGUCUUAUAACAAUCAAGAACAUAACCACUUCAAAUCAUCACAUCAAAAACUGAGAUUGCCUAUCGAUAUCGAAAUUUUGACUCCAGAACAAUGCAUUACUGUUGUGGCUUCUCUGGCAGAUGAGGCAGGCUCCAUGGCCGCCUUGAGUUUCUUUUAUUGUGCAAUUGAAUAUCCAAAAUUCCGGACCUUUAUAAGGCUUUACAUUGUUUCAUCAAUGUGCUUGAUGAAAAAUGGAAAUUUUGAGAAAGCCCAUGAAAUCAUGCAUUGCAUGGUCAAGAAUUUUGGUGAGAUUGGGAUGUUGAAGGAAGCUGUAGAUAUGGUUUUUGAAAUGUGUAACCAAGGAUUGGUUUUUACUGCGAGGACUUUAAACUGCAUUAUUAGUGUUGCUGCUCAAGUGGGGUGUAUAGAGAUUGCUGAGAAUGUGUUUGAGGAAAUGUGUGAAAGAGGCCUUUGUCCAGAUUCUUUUUGUUUUAAGUCGAUGGUAGUUGCUUACUGUAAAUUAGGGAGAGCCGCAGAUGCAGAUAGAUGGAUGAUUGCAUUGCUGGAUAGGGGUUUUAUCGUGGACAAUGCAACCUGUACAUUAAUUGUGAGCGUGCUUUGCCAAAAGGGAUUUGUGAAUAGGGCGUUUUGGAUCUUCAAUAGGUUAACUGUACUGGGCUUGAUUCCAAACUUGAUAAAUUUUACUUGUUUGAUAAACGGGCUUUCUAAGAGAGGCAGUGUUAGACAAGCAUUUGAGUUGUUAGAGGAAAUGGUUGCAAAAGGUUGGAAACCCAAUGUGUUUACCCAUACAUCAUUAAUUCAUGGCCUGUGUAAGAAGGGCUGGACCGAAAAGGCAUUUAGGCUUUUCUUGAAACUAGUGAGGAGUGAGGCUUACAAGCCAAACGUGCAUACAUAUACUGUGAUGAUCACUGGAUAUUGCAAGGAGGAAAAAUUGAAUCGCGCAGAGAUGCUUCUUACUAGGAUGCAGGAGCAAGGGUUGGCCCCAAAUGCUCAAACUUUUACUUCACUCAUUGAUGGGUAUUGCAAAGUAGGCAAGUUCAGUCGUGCUUAUGAGUUGAUGGAAGUAAUGAAGAGUGAUGGAUUGUCACUUGGUAUUACUACAUACAAUUCUGUCAUUAAUGGACUCAUGAAGAAGGGAGAAGUUCAAGAAGCAUAUAAAUUGCUGAAGAAAGCAUUCAGAGCUGGACUCUCUGCAGACUUAGUGACAUAUACCAUUCUCAUAUCAGACAGUUGUAAAGGCACUGACAGUAGGCUAGCCUUUGCAUUUUGGUGUAAGAUGGUCAAACGUGGUAUCAGCCCUGACAUGCAUACAUACACCACAUUAAUUGCAGCCCAAUGCAGGCAAAAGAGGAUGAAAGAAAGUGAAAAACUUUUUGAUGAUGCAGUUAGAUUAGGUUUGGUUCCAACCAAGGAAACCUUCACAUCAUUGAUAUCCGGAUACUGUGGAGACGGAAAAAUCAGUUCAGCUAUUAAGUUAUUCGAUAUCAUGGGAGGAUAUGGUUGUGCACCUGAUUGCGUUACUUAUGGUGCUCUGAUUAGUGGUCUAUGCAAGGAGUCAAUGUUGUUUGAGGCCAGAAACCAGUAUGAUUCAAUGAUGGAUAAAGGAAUUACCCCAUGUGAAGUCACACGGUUAACAAUAGCGUAUGAGUUUUGCAAGAAGGAAGACCCUUCCACUGCAAUGAUCCUCUUAGAUGGAUUAGAAAAAAAAUUAUGGACUCGUACGAUCAAUACAUUGAUCCGAAAGUUGUGCAGUGAAAAGAAAGCUGACAUGGCUUCAUUGUUUUUCCACAAAUUGUUAAAUAUAUGCCAAACUGUCGAUCAAAUAACUCUUAAAGCCUUCAUGACUGCAUGUUAUGAUGGCCACAAGUACGAACUUCUCUCCAGUGUAAACAAAAGGAUUACAAAAGAUCAUCUUUGCUCUUCUGUUGUACAGUUUGAGGAGUCAAAAUGCUAGAACCUGAAAAAGUUUCAAGCGGUUCUUCUAGCCAACGGCUAAAUGUCUUUUGGAUUUUGGAUGUGGUUAAUGGCUUACUGCAACAUCUAGAUGAGGCAUUUUUAAUCUGUUGCUAUCGAAGGUAUUUGCCAAGCACUGAGAUGUAUGUGUCAUUAAUGUGUCCACAGUGUUAAGCAUAUUCUGCUUUCUGAAUAAUUAAAAAAAUUAGUCAACGUAUUAUACAAAAAGCCUUUGUAAUGCAGUUUCAAUUAGGUUAUCUUACACACUGCUAAACAGCGUCAGCUAAAACACUCAGUUGUCCUAUCUUCACAAAAUUUUCAUUUUGCUAAAACACCUAAAUGGUGCAUAAACUUGUGGACUUUCUGGGCUUGUCUGGUUUGGUUAUCUAAAUGGUGCACAAGCCGCAUAGAAGGAAAUUGUGAAAGUUGACAAUGUGAGUUGUAGGUUUAAAUAAUGUAGCUUAGAAUAGCUUCAACUAUUUUAUGAAAAAUGUUUUGGCUAUUUUUUGGGUUUACUGGUUCAAGUUACAUGAAAUUCAGAGAUUGCAUUUUCAUCAAAUUCGAUUAAACUUAUCAGUUGGAAACUAGGUCCUAAGCUUGUGGCUGGGGCAUUUCAAUUGCUGCGCCGUUACUUGUGAGGUAAGCACCAAAGUUACUUUUGUUACUUAUGAGGUAAGCACCAAAGUUACUUUUGUUGCCUAUGUUAUCACGCGCAUCCUAAAUUCUGCAUUUUAAGCUUUUACUUUGAGCCUUUCACUCCAUGUAGGCAUAAGGUGUGCCAUGUGUAAUGAGCUACCAUACUUGUCACGGCGGUAAGUCGAGUCGCGGCGCCAGCCGACCGCCAUAUCCCCUAGGCGAUAAGGCGCCCGCAACAAUUAGGCGACUAGUCGCCUAUAUAUGUAUAAUGGGAGCGGUUCCGGUAAGAACAGAUCUUAGGAGAAAAAUGAGAACGGAUCUGGACCGUUGGAUUGUAUUAUGUGGAACCAAAUUGUGCAUUUGGUGAAACUGAAAUGUGCAUUAAAUGAUAUUGAAAUGUGCAAAAUAAAAAUUUAAACUCAAGUGUGCAUUAGAUUAAACUGAUAUGUGCGAAAACGAAGUGCAAAAAUAACAUCACAUCGUACAUUUUAUUCUGCACAUUUCAGCUUCACCUAGUGCACAUUUCAAUUUCACGUAAUGCACAAUUCAACUGUACAUAAUGCCACUCUAUCGUACCCUUUGUGAUGCACAUUUCAAUUUCACCUAAUGCACAUUACAGUUUUAUCUAAUGCACAUUGAAUUUCACUUGAAGCAAAUCUAACUGUCCAGAUUCGUUCUAAUUUCUCUCAUAAGAUCGUGUUCUUAUUUGAAUCAAAACCUAUGUAUAAUAUUAUAUAUAUAACUAUGUACUUAUCUAUAAUUAUAUACUCCGUAUAUACUCCCUCCGUUUCAGUUUGGUUGACAGUUUGAUUUGUCAACAUUUAAGGAAAACAUUUACUAAGGGGUAAAUUUUACUGUUUGGGCACUGUUUGGACACUAUUUGAACACUGUUUGGACACUGUUUGACACUGUUUGGCACUGUUUGACACUGUUUUGUUUACCAAAUGGGAAGUGUGGCAUUCAUUUUGAAACGUCCAAAAAAGGAAAGUGUGUCAACCAAACUGAAACGGAGGGAGUAAUAAAUUAAUGGUUUAAUAGUUCAUUAUUAAACUAAUACGAGCAUAUCAGUAUAUCACCAUUUGCCAGUCCAGCACUUCAUUAUAUAGCAUAUACUACGUAAUAAAUACUUCGUAAUAAAUUAACUGUUUUAUAGGUUAUUUUUAAACUAAUAGUCUAUAAAUUAAUAAAUUAAUGCGCAGUGUAUAUGCGUAUAUGCGUAUAUACAUAUACGCAUAUAUUGAUAUACAUAUAUAUGUAAUUAUAUAUACCACUUAGUUAAUUAAAAUAUUAAAAAGUUAAAUCCACUACAUUGCUACAUGGGAAGUGAAUAAGAGAUCGGUGGAAUGGUCGUCUGAUUUAAGCCUUCAACGACGGACUGGGGGGACAGCGACUGGAGAGACCGGUUACUUCUGCUUCCUGAAGUUGUACAGUAUGUCAGAGCUACUAUAUGUUCUCUUCUUCUAUUAACUUACCGUAUGAUAUGAAGUGCAACUAACUUUAAUUAGUUUUAAAAAUGAUACUAUGUAUGGUUUAUGGAACCCUCUAUCAUACAAUCAUAUAUACAAAUAACAUAAUGCUCUCACCUAUAUGAACCUAUAAUUUGCGAUCAAGGUAAACUUAGACUCCGUACUACAUUAUUUAUAGGGAAAAAUAAUUAAAAUACCCCAAACUUUGAAGAAGUGUGAGGUAAGCACCCCAAACUUGCAUAUAUAAUUUAAAUACUCUAAACUUUAUAUAAAUAGUUAUUUUUGCACCUUAGUCAUGGAUAAUUUUUUUCUUAAAUGACAAUUUUUUGUGUGAAUUUCACAAUUUAAAAUAUUUUAGCAUUCAUGAAGAUACAAUUAACAUUCUAAACUUCCAUUGUAAAAUAAAUAGUAUUAACCCCCACUCUAUAUAAUUGCAAAGUUUUCGAUUUGAUAUUUUAAAUUAUGCAAUUAACAUCAUAAAUUUACAUUUUUGAAAGAAAUGAUAUAUGACCAUGGUGUUAAAAUAACAUUUUAUAUAAAGUUUGGGGUAUUUAAAUUACAUAUGCAAGUUUGGGGUGCUUUUCUCACACCCCUUCAUAGUUUAGGGUAUUUUAAUUAUUUUUCCCUUAUUUUAUUUUUGCAUUUAUUACAUCUGCACAUGAUGAAUUAUUUAUUUCUUGAGCUGCAAUGUGCAAGCAUAGGGCCAUAGGCAAAACUUAUCUUUAAAAUGAUCCUUUCCAGUUUUGCGUUAUACGGGAACAACAACAUUCAAGCUUCACUCACUCAGGUCGGCUAACAUGAAUUGAUAUAUGACAUUGAAGUUAAAAAUAAUAGGAAAUAAGUACCGGUUAAAUAUAUACAAAAAAAGGUGUGCACAAGUACAACUUAAAAAUUUGUACAUUUAAUUUUUACAAAAAUGCUAUUUGUACCCAUUAUAAUACCCACCAUAUACCCACUAUAUAUACUCCCAAAAAUUAAUUACUCUCUUUCACCUCUUUUACCCCUUCCCAUCUCUCCUCUCUCCCCCUCCAUUCAUCUAGGCCCUUUCCCUCCUCCCCCUCUUCGGUUCUUCCUACGCCCCUUUCCCUCCUCCCCUUCUUCGGUUCUUCCUACGCCCCUUUCCCUCUUCUUUAUUUAUUCUUCUACAAAAUCUUUCAAUUACCAACAUAGCUCAAUUCAGGAAAAUCAUGAGAGUUUCUUUCUUUCCCUCACAUGUAAUACAACCGUUCCAGCUCUAAAACUUUGAAUGUUGAGCUAAUAAUUUACUUCACUUUAUUUUGGCUUUUAUGUUUAUACUUUUUUUCUUUUUCAGAUUUAUAUGUAUCUUGUUAUGUUGAAAGAACAGAUUUUAGUAUGAUGUUGAAUGUAUGAUUAUUUUGUUUCAUUCUUAUGGACUGGUGAUGCUAAAUCAUGAAAUUUCAGUUAAACUAUUCUACUUUAUUUUUAUGCACAUGACAUGUUUGUUUAAAUGUUUCACUGAAAUUUAAAUGAAUGUUUUUUGAAGUUGUUAUUACAGUUGUAGUUGUUUUAUAUAUGUUGUUUGUCAUCAUAAAAUUGCAUAUAUUAUUCAUGUAAAUUUCUAAGAUGAACUUGUUUUUUUGGAUUAAUUUGUAAACUGUAAUGUAUACUUAUGGUUCAGAAUUUAUUUGAGGUAAAAUGAGAGAAUAUGGGAAAGGAGAAGGUUAGAACUUCUCACCGUAUGCUUAUUUAUAUUGUUUGUGCUUGGUUAAAAUAUUGUUUGUGUGUUCAUUUAUUUUGUUUGUGCGUAGAUAAUAUUUGUCUGUGUGCUCGUUUAUAUGUAAUGAUGUUGAUGCAAUUUUUGUGUGUGAAAUGAGUAAAGUCGAGAAUGUUUCUUAAUGUUUGUCAUUGAAUUUAAUUCCUUUUAGCAGAUGCUUAAGAAUCAUGAAUUUAAAUGCUUUUAACAGGUGUUUAACAACAUGGCAUGCUUGGGAGCUCUAACUAGGGCAAAUAUCUCUCUCUAUAAGGAAGUUUGUACCAAAAGUUUAAACCAUGAGAAAAUGCUGAAAAAUGAUUGAUCAACCGAAGAUUGGGAAAGUACUCUAAAGACUUUGCUUCGUUGGAUGCAUAUACUGUUUGGAGAAAUAAAGACCUCUGACUUCGUGCUAAUACAAUUGCAUUAUUGUAAAAAUGUUCUAUUUUUUUAAUUUAUAUAAUUGGUGUUAUUUCAGACUCUUGUAUAAUAAUUGGAGUAAUAAAUGAAAAGUUUGAUCUUUUUUGUUAUAGUCAUCGAAAUGGGCUAAUGUAUUAAGUAGAAUCGUGUAUGAACUAGAUUUGAAUCG
This is a messenger RNA of Cuscuta epithymum, 7220 nucleotides long. NCBI's taxonomy places the organism in Eukaryota, Viridiplantae, Streptophyta, Magnoliopsida, Solanales, Convolvulaceae. The record is from the annotation of a GenBank genome assembly.